Messenger RNA from Marchantia polymorpha subsp. ruderalis, 1047 nucleotides. The record is from the annotation of a GenBank genome assembly. NCBI's taxonomy places the organism in Eukaryota, Viridiplantae, Streptophyta, Marchantiopsida, Marchantiales, Marchantiaceae.
AUGGAUGGGAGAAUGCUUGAUGCGCAUACAGACACUCGCGACGUUUGGGACUUUCCGUGGGAUGCACUGAUCUGUAAUGAAGACGAAGACGCGAAGACGCCUAGCGGUAAAGAUUGGGAGUAUUUGAUACCAGGAUUUGAUGACAUCACCGACAACGAUCUAUCACAAUACCUGAUUGACUCUGAAGAAACUCCAUACUUGGACCUUAAGACAUCUAUUCAGACUUCUCAGGCUCCUGAUGACACUUCGUGGCGGCUGAAAAAAAGACGUGCGCUGUUCAGUGAGCAGGGUUCUGUAAACUCGCUCGGCACUGAAACCACGUAUCAGUCAUGGGACUCGGGAUCCUCCACGGGUCCUGAUCCCAAUUCAUCUCAGUAUAUGCCCGAUCCAGCCGUCUGGCCGCUGUUGGCCACAUCAGAGACCCUGUCGUACAUUGCCCCUGCCUGCCGUAUCCUGCGUGAAUCAUACUGUGAGAGAGGAUGGACUAAUAGCGUCCUUCGCUGUGAUGAUUUUGCAGAUGUGGAAUUUUAUAAUUGGAUCGGAGAUACUCUGCCGGAGGGCCCACCAUAUGGAAAGAUGGUCGGCUCAGAUAUGGCAUCGUAUGACUUACCCACUUCACAUGUAUCCACGGUGAGUUUACAACAUCAGAUCACAGAAGUAAACUAUGAAAAGUCUCUUGUUACUGUGAGUCCAAAGACCCCGGUUCCUUGUCUUAAGGGAACUUCCACCGCCGAGGCACAACAAGCUGAGAAGAGCAGACAGCACAUCACAUCAUCUUAUAAGAGCACCUCAGCAUCGACUAUCUACUGUCAGCCGUUUUCAAUACUGAAGCCAGAAGGCUACAGUCUGCAGAAAAUCAACCAGACGUUGAAAAAGACACCGCCGCAAUCUGGACAGAGUCAACCAUCGGGAGCCGAGUAUGAUCCACAAUAUUCUUUAGGUCGAGAACCUGGAACCAGUAUAUCCGGGAAGCCAGUUUUAGCAUAUACUAAACUAGUCACUGAAGGUCAGGGAACGCUCACAAUUCUGAGAACUGCAAACAAGUGA